Messenger RNA from Oxyura jamaicensis (ruddy duck), 3291 nucleotides. It is a transcript of the gene ABHD5, whose product is annotated as abhydrolase domain containing 5, lysophosphatidic acid acyltransferase. The coding region runs from base 16 to 1146 and encodes 376 amino acids. Lineage: Eukaryota; Metazoa; Chordata; Aves; Anseriformes; Anatidae. The record is from RefSeq and is a predicted model, not a curated record. Gene Ontology annotation, biological process: positive regulation of triglyceride catabolic process; negative regulation of triglyceride storage. The transcript has 7 exons. Gene Ontology annotation, cellular component: lipid droplet.
AGGGAGGGGCCCGUGAUGGCCGGGGCCGCCGCCGUCGCGCUGUCCCUUUCCGCGCUGCCCGCCGCCGCCGCCGCCCCGCCACCGCCGCCAGCAGCCGGCUGCCGCCCCGCCGCCAUGGCCGAGGAGGAGACCUCCAGCGACGGGUUGGGAUGGUUGUUCAGCUGGCUUCCUGCUUGGUGUCCCACAUCGCUGCUACACCUUAAAGAGGCCGAGGACAAAAUGCUAAAAUGUAUUACAAGCACAUACAAUAAGCGGUAUGUGUAUAUAGCCAAUGGAAAUAAAAUAUGGACGCUGACGUUCUCUCCAGACCUCACACGUAAAACUCCACUUGUCCUCCUUCAUGGGUUUGGAGGAGGUGUCGGAAUGUGGGCUCUCAAUUUUGAAGAGCUCUGUGAAAACAGGACCGUUCAUGCUUUCGACCUCUUGGGAUUUGGACGUAGCAGUAGACCCCACUUCGACGCCGAUGCUCGGGAAGCAGAAAAUCAGUUUGUGGAAUCCAUAGAACAAUGGAGAAAAGAGGUGGGGCUAGAAAAAAUGAUUUUACUUGGACACAACCUAGGUGGAUUCCUGGCUGCUGCUUACUCACUAAAGUACCCAUCAAGGGUCAAACACCUUAUCUUAGUGGAGCCGUGGGGUUUUCCGGAGAGGCCUGACAAUGCUGAACACGAAAGACCAAUUCCAAUCUGGAUCAAAGCACUAGGAGCUAUACUGAGUCCAUUUAAUCCGUUAGCUGGGCUGAGGAUAGCAGGACCCUUUGGACUAAGCCUUGUUCAGCGUUUAAGACCAGAUUUCAAACGAAAAUACGCAUCAAUGUUUGAUGAUAACACCGUGACUGAAUAUAUCUAUCACUGCAAUGUACAGUCACCCAGUGGUGAAACAGCUUUCAAGAACAUGACUAUUCCAUACGGAUGGGCAAAAAGGCCGAUGCUGCAACGGAUUCCACAAAUGGAUCAAGACAUUCCUAUCACUGUGGUCUACGGAGCACGUUCGUGUAUAGAUGGCAAUUCUGGCAGCACUAUCCAGUCUCUGAGACCAAAUUCAUAUGUGAAGACAAUUGCUAUCCUCGGUGCGGGUCAUUACGUGUACGCUGAUCAGCCUGAAGACUUCAAUCAGAGAGUGAAAGAUAUCUGUGAUUCCGUGGACUGACUGUCUUCUGUUCUUCAGAAAUUCAUACCGUAGAUAACAUGUAAUAGCAAUACUUUCUAGGAAAUUAUUAAAGAAUGCGGAGCUAAUGGAACAGGCUCUGUUUGCACACUGUUUCUUCUAAGAAGCCAUUUGCACACUUAAACCACUUAGUGCCUUUCUGGGGGAUGGGGAAUUUUGAAGCAAACUUUGUACAGCUUUGUUUGAGAUGUGGUUUUAGAUCGUUGGCCUGCCGUACAUGAAAUUACUUACAACUUUUUAAACUGGAAUUUUCUUCAAAAAUGGAAUGGAAUUUCAUUCGUGUGUUGAACUCUAUAAAGAUGCUGAAUUCUCCAUUAACACAGAGAUCUAUACCAGUAUAGACGUAACACAUAAAAUGUGAUUGUGUUUCUUCAUAAACAUUCAUAUUUUCUAGUUGAUGUUUCAUAGCGAGAAUAUGAAAUCGCUUAUAUAUUUUAUUUAUGGAAUUCAGAACUCCAUAUACAAUAUUUUAACAGGGUUGGUUUUUUUUCGUUGAAGUGAUAACAGCUUAUGAAGCUGAUUCUGAGAGAGAGACAGGGCCAAAAUAAUGAGCAGUCUUUAUCACUGAAUAAUGUGUUACUUUGUAAGAAAUCAGGGCUCAAUAUUAGGAAAUCCUUCUUCUGUUGGGUUUUACCUCUGUUUAUCUCAAGGCAUCUUUUCCACGUGUGCAACUUUUACAGAAGCUUCAGUUUGUAAGAGUCAGUGAUGACACCAAUGCUCAUGCUUCCAUAAAUAUUUUGAUACGUAGAUUUCAGUGAUCUAAAGUACAGAAAAUGGCUUGUUAGUUAUUCUAUUUUUAACUCUUUAUGAUCAUUGCAAGAUUUGUUGCUUGCCUAAACCUAACAAUCAUAGAGAAGUUGGCAACAAGAUUUUGAUUAGGGCUAGGGAAUGCUCAUCUGGAUAGUGAGCGUAAUUCCCCUUUCCUUUAGAUAGAACUUCUAGUCUGCUUUCUAGUAAAUUUGGGGUGGGGUGUGGGGUGGGUGCAGAGGGAUAUUUUCUAAUUGGCAACUACAGCAGGUUAGUGUAUUUUAGUUAGCAUGCAACCUCCUUAUAGGAAGGAUUCUUACUGGAACAAACAACACCACUGUAACAAAUUGUAGUUGUACGUUUUGGAGAUUUCUUUAUAUAGUUAGAUAUUUUGUGUAUUUUGAAACUGGAGAUAAUCCAGCCUCCGCAUCUCUUUGAAAAUGUAGUUUGUUAGUAAUUCUUUACCAGCCUAGUAAAUUAAAUUAAGCAAAAUACUUGGUCACUUUAAAGCCAAAUUAUGUGGUGGUUUGUUUUUUAGCAAAGAGUUUACAUCGAAUUAUUGAUCUGCUUCUGAAUGUUAAAUUGACUACUGAAGAAUUCCUAAUACUUUUGUACACAGAGAAUCGAAUUGAUAGCACCAUCUUAAGGCUUGAGUGGAAUUCUGUGCAUUUUUGCUCACAUUAAUUGUGGUGCACAUUGAUGAUAAAGAAGGCAAAGAUGCCUAAAAUCUUCAGGAAAUACUCAGGUUAUGUUCCCAGCUGAACAUAAUCUCUCUUUCUGAAGGAGAUUUGUAUCUAUAUGGUGCUAUGUAAACAUCAAACAGUUUUUGUAACUGCCUCGACUGCUAGCACUUGAUAUCUCACAAGCUAAAGAUUUUAAUUAAAAUAAAUUAUUGAAUUAAAUAUUGAAUUUUCACUUUAGAAGAUGCCAGAUUUUUAAACAAAAUUCUGUGUUAUUUGCUGAAUUCUCGAGUUCAAAUGGAAAAUCAGAAUAACAAUUUAUUUAAUAUAAGCUAUAAAUUAUCAAUCAUGCCACCAUUUAGGUGGAUCCCUUUGGUAUGUAUUUUUUUCACCCUUUUGAUGUCUAAUUUGUAUUUAUCAACUUAAACAGCUGUUCAAAUUGUAUGUAAAGGCCCGAUGGAAAAUACGUUUUGCAUGUCUUCCAAAUAAUAAAAGGUGAAGCGAGAUAUUGGCAUUUUCAGAUAGCACUUAAUGAUGGGAAUUCUAGAUUCCACAUCAAGAGAUGGAAGUAGGGAUAAAAAUUGCACAUUGAAUGUGAACAUUCUCUUAAAUAUCCCUUGCUUUUUCAGCUCAUUGUACUAGUAAGACUUACUUGCUGCUUCAGUUUUGCACAAUAAAAAAAAUAAAAACACCUCUAAAA